UUUCCAUACGCCUCUUUCUAUUGCGAAUACGUUCCCUAUCUUAAAUUCUUAAGAGAAUUGAGCUAAGUUUCCGGUAAUCGAUCCGCACAAGCACAAAAUCAGUCUCUGCCUCGCAAUGGAGGAGGAAGCUCAGCGGUGGAGCGUAACGUACACGAAUCACGUUAAGCAGAAGCGGAAAGUCUAUCACGACGGCUUUCUACUUGUUCAAUCAUCUCGAAAUAAGUUCAUGCUGUAUGAUGAAUGGGACAAGCUCUUGGAGACUAGGUUUGUGAAGAAAGAUGAUCUCAUCACAUCUGGUGAAACUAUCACAUUUGGUUCUUACCUUGUUGACCUUGGUGAGCUAUGUCAAGGCCAUCGACCUACAUCUAUUUUGAAAUCUCAAGAUCAGGGUGGGAAAUUUGCAGAAACAUCCAGUUCAUGUUACUACGACUCCCAAAAUAGGAAGCCUAUGGUUGGGAAAAGAAAAGGACGAGUCAUUAACAUAAGCCCAUCACAGAAAAUGAUCAGAGAUUUCAAGAAAAGUGAAGUGAAUAAGUUAGAUUCCUCACCAAAUUGUAUGGAUAUGACACUCAGCACAAAAGAAUGGCAGGUCUUAUACACGUCACAAAUAACACAAAAGGCAAAGAAAUAUCAUGAUGGCUUUCUACAGCUUAUAAUUCGUGGAUCACAAGGAAGACAGGUUAAGCUGUACGAUACAAACAGGAGACACUUAGAUGGAAAGUUUCUGAAAAAGGAUGAAAAAAUUUGCUCUGGUGAAUCACUUGUUUUGGAUGGUCAUUUAGUGGAUAUUGGAGAGCAGGAAGAAGAUCAUAAGCAUCCAACUGACUUAAACAUUCAAGGAAAAAGCUGUGACAUAGCUGGAAAAAGUGAUUUCGUUGAUUUCCAUACCAAAAUCCCGACUAUUAAAAAUUUUCCUGCUGGAAAAACACCAGGUGGCACCUCUCAAGGCACACUUACUAAAUUAAGUGAUCCAAGCUACAAGUCUGAAAACAUCAAAUUAUAUGUGGGAGAUGCAGAGCCUAAACGUUCUGUCUGCGAUAUAUUGUCCAUUCUCAGACAACCAAGUGAGGGGAAGGUUGUCUCUGUGAAUAAGCCUUUUACCGAGGAAUGUGCUGUGUCACAUCCUUCAGAGUUUCUGUCUGGUACCAAUAAUCAUAUAAAAGAGGAAGAAUGUAGUGGAACUGCAAGACAGGAAUUGAGACAAAAAGGGUCAGAGCAUGAUAUCAUGAUUAAGGUUAUAAAAUCUGAACCUACUGAAGUCAAGAUAAAAACUGAAAAGAGUGAAAUUCCUGAAAAUGGAAGAGUACCUCCAGCUAGACCUUCUAGCUUUCAUCUCAGACAACAAACAGGGAACUUUGUAUCUCCUGUCUAUGAUGCACGUUCUUCAUCUAUGAAGUCUCAUGAAGAAGCCGCUGCUGCAAUGAAUGCUGAUAGCCAAAAGGAAGUCAUAGGUCUCACCAGAACAUACAAUAAUGAAGAGCAAGAAAACAUAUUCCCAUGUGAAGAGGUUGUAGUUGGAUCAAAUGCUGCACUAAAAAAUGGUUUGAGCUGCAGGAAAUCAGCUGAGAAACACAAGAAGGGAAGCAGUUCUAGAUGGAACAAUGAUCUCAAAGAGGCAAGUCUCAAGACAAAGGAUAUGGAUGAGAUCCCGAGUUUUGAUCUUGGAUUUUGAGAGGAACCUUGACAGAAUAUUGUGUGCC
Molecule: messenger RNA, 1700 nt
Organism: Salvia hispanica
Lineage: Eukaryota; Viridiplantae; Streptophyta; Magnoliopsida; Lamiales; Lamiaceae
Biological process (GO): double-strand break repair
Cellular component (GO): site of double-strand break; nucleus
Source: RefSeq, a predicted model, not a curated record